Chlorocebus sabaeus (green monkey) is the source of this 10371-nucleotide messenger RNA. The record is from RefSeq and is a predicted model, not a curated record. NCBI's taxonomy places the organism in Eukaryota, Metazoa, Chordata, Mammalia, Primates, Cercopithecidae.
UUUUUCCCCUUUUGUUCCCCUUUCCUGAAGCCCUGUUGGUCAGGGUCACAGGUACUAUUCUUCUGUAGUAAUGCUGUGCUCCGUGUGCAAUCACAUUUCACAGCCUUCUUCCCAAGACAAAUUAGUGUGUACCUUAACGUCUAGGGGCUGCUUUGAGUUGAAAAGGCAAAUUGAUGGAGGGAGGAUCCUUGUUUUUCUUUCUUUCUUCCUUUGUAUUGAAAAAUGUGUAAGCACCCAGAAACGUAGGAAACGGUAAAAUGAGCAUCUAUCUAUAGCCAUGCACGUCCUUGAUGUAAGAAAAGUUAACCUUUGGCCAUAUUCGCUUUGUUAGUUUUUGCUGAAAAAUUGUAAAGUGAAUUAACUAUCCUGUCAAUGUUAAAUGCUUCCCUGUGCAUGUCUUUAUAAAAACUAGUAUUUUCCAAUAUAAUUCCACUUAACAGUUCAGCAUAACGGCAAUGUUCUUUAAUAUUUAUAAUUGCCAGUACACAUCCAAAUUUCCCAAAUUGUUUCCAACGUGUUUGGCAGCUGUUUUUCCAUUCGGGAUUUGAUGGAGGACCACGCACUGUAUUUGCCAGCAAAGUUCAAACUUCACCGAUAACCUCUAGGGUCUCUGGCUGAACCUGGGCAGGCGAGGCUGUCAGGGACAUCUUCCAGUCAUCCAAUAGAGAAAACGCUGCAAAAGCUUCGGAGCAGAGGCAGAAAAGCCCAGACAGCAGGAAGCACAGCCAGAAACAGUGCCAGAAUGAGCCGGAUCUGGUGAUGUCACUAUCUCCGGAAACUACAAGAGUCUGUGACAGUGGAAUGCCUGAACCUGCUUUGAGAAGACCAAGGGGAGACAGGAGGCCACUUCAAUGGAGAGCUUGUGGGGAGGUCUAUGGGUAAGAGCAAAUGAAGUCUCUCUCUCUUUGUGCUGUGCCUGGAGUUGGGAGAGGAGCAAUACAAGCACCCCUGUGGCCACUGGGACAGCACUGGGUCAGACCUGAAGCCGGCACAGCACUGUGGCUGCCCAAGACCCCCACUGUAACAACAACCCAGCUGCCACCUGUUUCACUCAAGGCCCCAGGGCUCUCCAAUUAGCAGGUAGUGAAGCCAGCCAGGCUUCUGUCCUUCCCUUCAGUGCAGUACGCUCCCCUGGUCCCUAGAUGCGUUCAAAGGUGCUGUCUGGAAGCCAGGGCUGGAGUCAUAAACCUUAGAAAUCUACCUGGUGUUCUGUUCUACCCUGGCUGAGCUAGCACUGAAUCCACCCAGCAAAUCACUUCCCACUCUCCCCUCUCCUUUCCCCAGGCAGGGUAGUCUUUUCCCACCUACAACGUCAUCACAGUCCCGUGUGGAUUACCGCCAGCUCACCACUGAUGUUCACUUAAUGCCUGAGGGCUCUCAGUCAGCUUGUGGCGAAUACUGCCUGGCCUGGAACCCACUCUUCACGACAGUGGGCUCCCCUCUGGCCCAGGCUAAGUCUAGAGAUGCCAUCUAAGAGCCAAGGCCUGAAUCAGGGACUCCAACAGCCCACGGGGUGCUCUUCUCCACUGUAGCUGAGCUGGUGUCUAAGCUCCAGAAAAAUCCUCUUUCCUCUGCCUUUGGCUUUUCUCAAGCAGGGGAAUCUCUCCUCAUAGCCACCACAGCUGGGAAUGUGCCGGUGACACCUGAUGCCAGCACGUCUGAGUCUCACUUGAGGCCCAUGGCAUGUACCACCCGAUUCCCUCUGCUGAUUAUUCAAGGCCCAAAGGCUCUUUAGUCAGAUAGUGACGAAUCCUGCCAUUACUGAGUCCUUCCCUUCAAGGCAGCAGGUUCCUUUCUGGCCCAGAGUUUGUCUAGAGAUGUUAUCCCAAAGCUGGGACCUGAAAUGGGGAUCUCAUGACUCUGACCAGUGCCCGCUCCUACUGUGAGCUAGUAUCCAAGAUGUAAGACAAAGUCCUUUUUCCUCCUUCCUCUCCUCAAGCAGAAGGAGGAGGUCGCUGUCAGAGCUGCGAGCUGCACUGUCUAGGAUUGGAGAGGGGGUGGGCAAGCACUCCAUAGCCGCCCCAGCUGCUGUCUCUCUAGGUCACAUGCCCCCAAAUACACUGGCUCCAAGCGCAGCACAGCACUAGGACUUGCCUAAGAGUUGCAGUCCUUGUGGCCUAGACAGCCUUUCAGGUUUAUUAAGGACCAAGAGUACUUUAUCCUGCAGUAGCCAGGCUUUCCACAACUUUAUCAGCUUUAUCAAGUUCCAACCACUGGGAUUAAACAAUUCCCUUCUGGCUAGCACUAGUCUAAAUAUUUCCUCUGUGGGUGAGCACUGGAUGAGUGCAGCCUUGCUUUGCUUUCUGCUACAACAAGGCAGCACUGCGUUCAGGGCAAAGUCCCACAGCUGCUGUCCUCUCCCUCCACCAAGCAUGCGACUCUCUCCUCGCCACAGGUCCUCUGCCGAGGCUAUUCCUGUGACGAGCACAACUGGCAGAGAUGUCUACUCAGCCAUCAGGCUCCACUUCUGUGGCUGCAUACAUUCUCAACGACAGUUUUACCUACAGGCAAAUGUACAACAAACAAACAAACAAAACCUCGUGCCACUGCCUGUCAUGGUCUUGAUCUUCAUACGAGAUGUUCCUUCAUAUUUUCCUAAGCGGCACCCACAAAGCCAUUCUCACUGUCCAGUGGGCACUCUGAGAGCCUUUGCUAAAAAUGCCUCCCUGGCUCACCCUGCCUGCCCGCUCCAAGGCCCUUCCCUUUACAGCAGUCAUGAGGCCAGACUGGAAGAAAGACCCCAUGAAGCUCACGCUUCUGUGUCCAGUUGGUGAUAUCUGUGAGCAACCCCAUGACUCAGCAAGAUUUCCUGCACUCUCACAGGUAACUCAAGGACCCCAAAGGGCUGUUGUGGUCGUAUGAGUGCCCUAGGAAGCUCUUGAGUGAGGUGAGCAUUGGGUGACGUCCAGCAAUGCAAUAUUUCUCAGACUGCCUGUGGAGAGCUUCUAACUCAUCAGCCUGAUCUCUAAACACAGGCAACACUCCUGGGGGAGAGGACAGGGGCACAGGGAUCUGUGGCUAUUCUGUAUGUCAAGGUUUCUAUAAAGCAGAUCUCCAGAUAAAGGCAGGGGGAACACCGGCAAGAGCAAAUACACAAUGUAUGACUCGGUGAAGCUGUACAUUUUUCAUAGUCUGGAGGCCCUAGACCUGUCAGCGGCCAAUUAUUUCAAAGGCCAGACAUGUGCUCCUUAAAGAGAGACCGGAACUUGCAGAUAGCCCCUAGAAAGCCAUAAAGAUAUUUACAGUACUAUUCUGGUAGUAUACUUGGAAGAUAAUUGCCAAAAAUCACCAGAAAAAUACUUUUCAAUUUAUGAGCAGAUUAUUAUAAGAGCAAUUUACCAAGACCUACCAAUGAAUGAUGAAAAAUAUGAACUGUUAUUCUAAAGCUGAUAGAAAGAUGUGGUUUUUAUGUCCAUUUCCAUCAUCUGUACAACGUAACCUUUAAAACUAUUUCUUAAAGUGUUAAGUUUAGGGGAGCAAAAGAAGUAUUGAAAAAUGAUCAGAAAGUUCACAGAAACCUUACAAACUCACGUGUCAUCAGAUGAAAUGUUCUCAGAGAGCCUGCGGUUUUUCUCACUCCCAGCAACCUCCUGGUCAUCGCUCCACAGCAAGAGAAAUGGCUGACGAGACGAUCCUCUUCCAGUUGGCUGGACAAAUGUCGGUAUCAGCAUAACUUACAAAUCUUUCUAUGUAAAUCUGCAAAAUAGAGCACUGGCCUUUGAUUCAGCUUAGUUUGAGUGCUGUAGUAAGAACUCUUAGGAAUGACAAGUUUCUUCUGGUUUUGACCAGAAAGUACCUGCCUUUUAUUCUUCUGUUCUCCAGAGACUUUGCUUGAUCAGGCAGAGCAAGAAGCCGAAUCACAAUCAUAGGUCAGAUACUUCUGCUACCUACUCUGCCCAUAGAAAUGUACAGGCCAAUUUUGGUCACAAGAAUGACGGUACGUCUCAGCCAAGGGCGUCAUGAAAAGAGGCAGUGUUGUCACCCUCACACUCAUAAAGGGCAGCACACACACGGGCCCAGUGUGGACUAAAGUCAUUCAGUAAAUCCUCAAAUACCUACCACAUGUAAUGUCUCAACCUAGCGGGUAGGCAGAUGGGAACUUUACAAGUACGUCAAGCUUGAAUAUGUUCAACCCAUGUGAUAGUGAGCAAAUGUUGAUCUUUUCACAAAAACACCCUUCUAUAUAGAGCACGAACUUAAACUGCUGGUCAAGAGAGCCUCCCAGUGGCUGCCGUGCAGAGCAGCACGGCAGGCGCAGGUCUCUGGGAUUGUAAAACAUUCCCCAAAUUCAGUUGCUGGCUUGAUAAGGAACACACGUAUAUAAAGAAUGGUCCUUCUCACAGCCCCUAUUUUUCACAUCUUCGUGAUCACAUCAUAAACAUUGCUCUGUCUUACAUCAUCUGCAACUUACACAAUUCUGUUGGUUUUAAGGUGGAAACAGCUGCCAGUGUCUGUGUCCCUGGGAUUCCUCUAAACCUGCCAAGCAGUUUGUGAGACAGUCUCAUGAAUCACUUUACAUCUAUCAAACAUCUACCCUACAAAGAACUGGGCAAAGUGGACGGCUGAGUAAAGAUUAAAGAGAGCCUGAGAGGAGACUCUUCAUAAAAACUCCACCCCGCCAGUUCUGAAUCGCCGAAACGUGAGGAGUCAUGGCGAAAGCGGACGCAAGAGCUUAUGGGAAAUGUAGUCCUGAACGAGUCUGGUUCGCCGCGCAGCACUCUGGGAUGGGGCUACUGGGCUCCUUCUGCGCCUGUGCAGCCGAAGCCCGGCCGCCUCAUUUGAGUUCUCGGGACUCCCGGGAAGCGGUUUGGGAAGCUCUGCGGUCGGCUCGCAAAGUAGAGGGGGCGCAGCUGGGGCGGGAGGGCCGCGUUUGUGCCCGGGAGUGGGAGAGGAAGCGGGAAGUUCGUGGGAUCCGCGCCCCCAGUGUCAGUGGAUGCGACCGGGCGGGCCCUCGGCCUUCCCGGCCGGUGGAGAGGGACCCCGGCCACUGGCUCCCGGGGCGGCUGGGGCUGAGCGCGGGUCGGGAGCAGGUGCCGGGUGCGGGCCGCGGUGUGCGGGACAGGAGCCUGGCGCGAGCGGCGGCGGGAGGGGAAAGCGCAUUUGUAACGCAGGCGACAACGUGCCCGAAAUCUCCGGACGGUGCGUCUGCAUCGAGACCCCGAGCUCUGGAGCUGGAAAAACCCGGAUGCCAUACUGCUGUUAACACGUAUGUGACACUGGAGUAUCCCAGAAUGAUCAUACAUGAAGGGUUUUCUGUGGUUAUCUACUUCUGAUUCUUUUGAAAGCUUUAAAGACAUUGGGCAUGAAAGGUUCAGUGAGUUUCCAGGGACCCCUCGUUUGUGGCAGGGCCAGGAGGAAAACAGUUCCGUUCAUUCUUUCACAGCUGAGGCUUCACAGUUCUCUACACUCUCCCAAGAGCCACAGAAAAUGAACACAUUUCAGGCAUCAGUGUCAUUCAAGGACGUGACUGUGGAAUUUACCCAGGAGGAGUGGCAGCACAUGGGCCCUGUUGAGAGGACCCUGUACAGAGAUGUGAUGCUGGAGAACUACAGCCACCUCGUCUCAGUGGGGUACUGCUUUACAAAACCAGAACUGAUCUUCACAUUGGAACAAGGAGAAGAUCCAUGGUUAUUAGAGAAAGAGAGAGGAUUUCUAAGCAGGAACUCCCCAGAAGACUCCCAACCUGAUGAAAUCUCAGAGAAGAGCCCAGAAAAUCAAGGCAAACAUUUCUGGCAAGUUUUAUUCACCAAUAAAUUAUUGACUACAGAGCAAGAAAUUUCAGUAAAACCACAUAAUCGGGACAUAAACAUUUUUCCUGCAAGAAUGAUGCCUUGUAAAUGUGACACUGUGGGGUCUGCUUACCGGGGUCUCAGCCCGACGGCCCCAUACUGUCAGUAUUCAAAAGAAAAGGCGCAUGAGCAUAAUGUAUGUGACAAACGGCUCAUCAGUAUUAAGGAUGGCAGAACUAACACUCAAGAGAAAUCUUUUGCUUAUAGUAAAAGUGUGAAAACCCUCAGUCAUAAGGAGGACGUUAUUCAAUAUCAGACAAUUCAGACUUUGGGGCGAGAUUUUGAAUAUAAUGAAAGUAGAAAAGCUUUUCUUGAAAAGGCUGCCCUUGUUACAUCUGAAAGUACCUACCCAAAAGGAAAAUCUUACAAUUUCAAUAAAUUUGGGGGAAACAAAUACGAUAAAUCAACCUUUAUUAUUCCUCAGAACAUUCAUCCAGAGAAGAGUCACUAUGAAUUUAAUGAUACUGGAAAUUGUUUCUGUAGGAUCACUCACAAAACUCCAACAGGAGGGAAAUCUUUCAGCCAAAAGUCACAUAUUAGAGAAUGUCAUAGAGUUCAUAUAGAGAUGAAACCCUUUGAAUAUGGUAAAAGUUUCAACCAUAAUUCAACCCUCCCAGUGCAUCAGAGAACUCAUGCAACAGAUAAAUACUCUGAUUAUAACCCAUGUACAGAGACGUUCAGCUACCAGUCAACUUUCAGUGUACCUCCGAAAGUUCACAUAAGGGAAAAACCCUGUGAGUAUAAUGAAUGUGGAAAAUCCUGCUCUAUUAAUUCACGCUUGAUUUGGCCUCAGAAAAGUCACACAGGGGAGAAACCCUAUGAAUGUCAUGAAUGCGGGAAAGGCUUCAGUGAGAAGUCACGCCUAAGAAAACAUCAGAGAACUCACACAGGAGAGAAACCAUAUCAAUGUGAUGGAUGUGAGAAAGCUUUCAGUGCAAAGUCAGGCCUAAGAAUACACCAGAGAACCCACACAGGGGAGAAACCAUUCGAAUGUCAUGAAUGUGGGAAAUCUUUUAACUAUAAAUCAAUCCUCAUAGUGCAUCAGAGAACUCACACAGGGGAGAAACCUUUUGAAUGUAAUGAAUGUGGGAAAUCUUUCAGCCAUAUGUCAGGCCUAAGGAAUCAUCGAAGAACUCACACAGGGGAAAGACCAUACAAGUGUGAUGAAUGUGGGAAAGCUUUCAAACUGAAGUCAGGCCUGAGGAAGCAUCAUAGAACACACACAGGGGAGAAGCCCUACAAAUGUAAUCAGUGUGGAAAAGCUUUCGGUCAGAAAUCACAACUCAGAGGACAUCACAGAAUUCACACAGGGGAAAAACCCUAUACAUGUAAUCAUUGUGGGGAAGCUUUCAGUCAGAAAUCAAACCUCAGAGUACAUCACAGAACUCAUACUGGGGAGAAACCCUAUAAAUGUGAGGAGUGUGGAAAAACUUUCAGGCAGAAAUCAAAUCUCAGAGGGCAUCAGAGAACUCACACUGGGGAGAAGCCCUAUGAAUGUAAUGAAUGUGGAAAAGCUUUCAGUGAGAAGUCGGUCCUAAGGAAACAUCAGCGAACUCAUACUGGGGAGAAACCAUAUAAUUGUAAUCAGUGUGGGGAAGCUUUCAGUCAGAAAUCCAAUCUCAGAGUACAUCAGAGAACUCACACAGGGGAGAAACCCUAUAAAUGUGAUAAAUGUGGAAAAACUUUCAGUCAAAAAUCAAGCCUUAGAGAACAUCAGAAAGCCCACCCAGGGGAUUAAACAUAUGCAUAUAAAGAAUAUGAAAAUACUCUGAGCUGGAAAUCAAACCCCACAAUACAUAAAUUAACACACAGGAGAGAACUGUUAACAUAGCACUGGAAUUUCCUCUACAGUUUCAGCCCCCACCCAAUGUCAAAGAAUAGAAGAUGAAUUGUUGAAAUGUAUUUUAUAUGGGCAUUCUUUCAGCCAGAGCACAGUCUUCCAUGGAUAUUACAGAACUCACCCAGCAAAGAAACCCUAUAAAGAUAAUGAAUAUAGAAAAUACUCAUGUGAACUCACUCCUCAGAAAACUCAUGCUGCAGAAGAGCUCUGAGAAAGUAAUAAAAAUGAAAACUUUGUGCCGACAAUCAAAACUCUUUCAUCAUCAAUCACACAAUGACAAAAGCUAGAAUAUAGUAAGUGUGUGAUAAACUUUAAUGAAAAGUCAGUAUGGCAGAAAAUACAUUCAAGAUGGAGACCUCAUAGUAUAUUAAACAAGAAAUGAAGUUAAUGGAUGUGGGAAAUUCUUCUGCCAUGUCAACCCUCAUUUUAACUUACACAGAGGUAAUCCCUAUAUGUCACAUAAUAACUAUUGAAAUGUUCACUAGUAAUCAUUUUCACUUCUCUCUCAUGCCACACCUGACCUAAAUUUCUCAACCGCUCUGUCAUAUAAAUGGGGUCAUAUUGUUACCCUCUAGCUAGUGGAAUAUGGAGGUCAAUGACAGGUCUUAAAUACAUCAGCAAAAUUCUCAAUGUUUUCUUCUAUCCUUCAUUAGAAUGGAAUGGAGGAAAACCUUGGGACUCAGGCUCUGAUGAUAGAAAAUACAAGAUAGUAGGAACCAAGGUCAGAGAAGGACCCUGUGGCAUGGAGUUUUCUCCUCCAUGUACACAGUUGGAUUUUUUGCAGUGAGGAAAUAAAUGUGUUCUCUGCUGAACUUCUAAAGGUUUGGGUAUACUUGAUACUGACAGAAACUCAACAACCCUCAUCUAAUAAAACUCACGAGUAUGAUUUUUCAGGACAUCUGAAAUCAGUGUAUGUCAGAAAAGUCACAUAUGACAAACCUCAGACAGCAUCCUGAAUGACCAUGACUUUUAUUCCCAAGUCUUCCUCAUCGGACAGGUAAUAUCAUCAGAAAUCUGACAUUUUAACAAAUGUAGGAAAUUCUUCACACACACAGACAUGCACACACACACACACACCCAGAAUCUCAUUAAAUAUUUGAUAAUUUAAUUUUGAAUGUGUAAAAUUUUCAACAAAUUAUCAUAUUUUAUAUCAGAGCUUGUUACAAGGGGAAAAUCUAUCAAUUUAAGAAAGGUAAGUAAUAGCCUUUAUCUAGAUAUUGCUAUAUCAGAACUGUUGUUUCAUAUAGAAUAUCAAAACUUUUAAUGAAAUGUAACAUUGAUUAAUAGACAUUCAGUAUAAUAAAAAGCUUAAAAAGAACAAGAAAUAAAUUGCAUAAACUGAAAAACAGUGUUGCAAAUAUGUGAGUGUUUUGUGAGUUAUUGAUUGUUUAUGUAUGUAUAUGUGCAUGGUACUUACCAGGUAUUUGUUUUAUAUGUUUCUUAGACCUCAACAUUACUAUAAGAGAAUUGUGUUCCCCUUGCUUUAUAACUACUUUGACAUCAGCUACAAUUUGCCACAUGAAUAUUAAUAACAAACCUUUUAUGGAAAAUAUCUGAUACCACAUUCCCUUUCUCCUGCUGCCUUCUAACAUGUCUGUCUAGUAAAGGCCAUUGUUACUAAACUGCCUCCUUUCAAAGAAGCCAGUGUCAACCAAUAAAUUUCUCUCUCUUUUCUGUGUGUGUGUCUCACACACAAAUACACAAGCAAAUAUAUAUAUAUAUAUCUUCAACAUCACUGAUUCUUUCCUAGCAGUGUUGAGUACAAUAAUGGACACUUGGAAGGCAAUCUUUAUUUAUGGUACUGUGUUUUUCACUUUUAGCAUUUUAAUUUUGUUAUAGUUUUUAUCUCUCUGCCACAGUUACCUACCUGAUACUUCAUGUUGUCUAGUUUUCCCGCUGGAGUCACUUUCUAUGGCAUUUGGCAUUCUUUCUCUCAGUUAAACAACUGCUUGGAUCUUUGUUUUUCUCUACAACCACCUAGUUUUCCAGAUAGCUUUUUUGCUCUGUGGCCUCAGACAUCUGGUGCAUUGAAGAAAAGUUAAAGCCUUCCCAACUGUUUUCUUGUUUCAUGGAUAGAGAGCAGUGCUCUUGCCUGCUCUCUCUUUCUCUGAGUUGUAACUGAAUGUCAUCAGUUGUUUUUUGACAAAUGUUUCAGGGUAAUUUGAUGGAAAAAUGAUAAUUGCUUUCAAAAAUGAUGCUAAGAUAAUUGUAUUACUCCAUUCUCACGCUAGUAAGAAGAAAACCCCAAGACUGGGUAAUUUGUAAAGGAAAGAGGUUUAAUUGACACACAGUUCUGCAUUGCUGGGGAGGCCUCAGGAAACAUAAGAUCAUGGCAGAAGGCAAAGAAGCAGGCACCUUUUUUACAGGGCAGCAUAGUGAGUGCAGCAGGGCAAAUGCCAGAUGCUAUAAAACCAACAGAUCUCAUGAGAGUCAGUCACUAUCGCAAGAACAGCAUGGGGAACACUGCCCCCCAUGAUCCACUUACCUCCAGCUGGUCCCACCCAUAACGUGUGGGGAUUAUGGGGAUUACAAUUCAAGAUGAGGUUUUGGGUGGAGACACAGGCAAACUGUAUCAAUAAUGAUACUUAUAUAUUGUAAAUGCAACUUGAUCUUUACACCAUAAUUUAAAACUUACUCAAAUCACAGAACCAAACAAAAUCACUAAAAGUACAAAAUUUAUGAUAGAAAACAAAAGAAGCUGACUGGAUAUGGUGGCUCACCUGUGUAAUCCCAGCACUUUGG